GGCCUUGAAUCCUGGUGCCUUUGUGCGUAGGAAUCCCCGUAUGUCGCAUUUCCAUGCUCUCCGGCAGGCGUUACUAGAUCUCCAGACCAUAUACAUACGAAUAUCUUCACUUGACCACUUCAAUCUUUUUCUCUUGCAAUGAUUGUGAAUACGCUCGCUGCUCUUGCUGUCCUCAGCGUGGCUUUGUCGAACUCUGCCGCAGCCGCACCCUCCGCAAUCCAAGGCCUUCCGCCUUCUGGGUCGUACCGCAUCCAGAAUUUAGCUACUGGUCUCUACAUCGAUGAUAAAGACCGCAAACAGAAUGCAGGAACUCCCGUCAUUGUUCAGAUUCUCAACAACCCAACGACUUCGAACCAGGAGUGGAGGGUGGACAUAUUCGGUGGCAACGUUGCGACCCUUCAAUCGAACGCAGGAAACAGCGGGGUCAUUGUCAACUUAUCUAACCUCCUUCUUGAGCUCAACCCUACUAUGCAAACUGAGUUUCAGAUUGACCCUGCUCCAGGUGGUUUCACCAUUUGCGGCUGGCCAAAUCCGGGAGGCAUUGGAUGUUUAACGUCGCCUUCGACUCCGGUUACUCAGAUCCCAGUCCAGGGUCCCACCGGCGCAGACAACCAAAUCUGGAUGUUCCAUCCUGUCUAAGUGUUAUCUGUAUUGCUAAAUGGGGGAAUGUGAACGCCCUCCACGGGACGAAGGCACUAUGGGCAAUGUCCAAUAACGCCGGAUACGACGAUGAAGGAAAUUACUAUCACUAUCGUCUUGAAGCUUUGUCUUACUACACUACGUUCAAUAUGACCGUCGGUGAUGAAUCAUUUUACGUAAC
Molecule: messenger RNA, 820 nt
Organism: Somion occarium
Lineage: Eukaryota; Fungi; Basidiomycota; Agaricomycetes; Polyporales; Cerrenaceae
Source: the annotation of a GenBank genome assembly